This is a messenger RNA of Girardinichthys multiradiatus, 711 nucleotides long. RefSeq names its product distal membrane arm assembly component 1 (gene dmac1). The transcript is spliced from 2 exons. The record is from RefSeq and is a predicted model, not a curated record. Lineage: Eukaryota; Metazoa; Chordata; Actinopteri; Cyprinodontiformes; Goodeidae. The coding region runs from base 233 to 496 and encodes 87 amino acids.
CCUUAUUAUCCCGGAAACACUUUGUUAAAUCGCCCUUCGUUUUAGUUUCGCCUAUUAAGAGGAAUUACUACAAAGUCUGGAAACAAGUUCUUACUUAAUCUCGCAGUUUUUAUUUAACCGGGCUCUAGAAGCGGACUUUAAUUCAGACAGACCAGUGUGGGUUCGAACCCGCUUCAUGGUACUAGUCGUUUUUAGCUGUUAGCAUUAGCACACACGCUGCUCUACGCCGACAAUGUCAACAGCUCCUGAACCCACCGCCGCCUCGUCAAAGUCCAUUCAGGCCUUUAAGAACUGCUGGAGCUGCAGAGUCAUCUCAGGAGGGGGUCUGAUCCUAUCUGGAGCUUAUGUGUUCAGCGCAGCUCGGAGGGUGAUGCGGCAGGGGGCUUCCAUCUCCAUGGGGACGGUGGCGCAGAUCACAUUCGCUGCAGGUCUGGCCGCUUGGGGACUAGUCAUCAUCACCGAUCCGGUAGGAAAAGCGCAGAGGAAGACGACAUGAAUGAAGAGCUAACGGGACGAAGCCCAGAUGAGGACAAAAAGAGACGUCACCUGAGCACCUGCAGACAUAUCGAUUGGAGCAAAAAUGCUGCUUUCUAUUUUUGGACCAUGUAAAUAGUCACUGCAUAGGAGCUUUACAUUCAACUUAAGCUUGUGAUGAUUAUUUAUUAUGUAGCCACGUCGACAACCAAUAGAACAAGAAAAUUACUACCAGAA